CCCAGGCUGGAAGCCGACACGCCAGCCAUUCCCAUGCAGAAAGGGCCCCAGUGCUUGGUUGGCGUGGAACAAAGGCGGGUUUGGGGUUGUGAUGGUGGGCAUCAGGCCAGCGAAUCCAUGUGCGCGGGUUUGGAAAGCAGGGGGAGGCCUCUGUCAACUCAAGGGCAGCUUUAAAAGGGCGUGGAGGGGGAAGGGUUGGGGAUGGAGGCCCCCUCCUCUCUUUGCCAAGGAGAAGCAGCGCCACUUCAGGCCUGCCUCGGAGGGGAGAGGCGGCCAACCAAGUGCCUGGAUGUCCCCAGGGCGGGAAAGUGGGCAGCAGCGGGCCUGGCGCCUGCUCCUCCUCGUCCUCCUCCUCCUGCUGCUGAAUCUGCUCUGGCCCGGCGCCGCUGACGACUGCAGCUGGAAAGGAAGUGGCUUGAGGUGGGAGCCCCAUUCCCGUGCUGUGGAGCAGGUCCACCUCCGCUGCACUGAGGGCUUCCUGGAAUGGAUGUAUCCGGCAAGAGCCCUUCGCGUCAUCCUGGAGCCCAACCUCUCCAGCGCUCAGCACACCACCAUAUGCAUCAAGCCAUCCAACAACUUUCAAGGAGCCAACAUUUAUGUGGAGCGGGAAGGACAGCUGCAUUUGUUGGUGGCUGACAAUGAGGCACCCCACCUGCACCACGUGUCCUGCUUCAGCAGCCCUGCCCCUCAGCGGGUGGCCCUUUUCCUCCAGGCCAGUCCUCAGAGGGACAUCAGCCGCAAGACUGCCAGUUUCCAGUAUGAAUUGCUGAGCAACCAGAGUGCCACAGGCCCAGACCUCCAGAAAAUGCCCCUUAUAGAAGCCAUGUGCCGCCCGUGUGACAACAUGGAGCUCCUAAUGGCCAUUUGCAGCAGUGAUUUUGUGGUGAGAGGAUCGAUCCAAAAUGUUAUGCAUGAUUCAGAGAAUCACAUCUCUCAGGUUGAUGUUGACGUACAACAAGUCUACAGGCAGAAAAACCAGAUCUUCCAGCAAGAUAAAGCAACUAGGGUGUGGCGAGGAACCAUCAAAACCUUGCUGCAAUGUAAGGUGAAGAAAGGCAGAGGGGACUUCCUCUUCACAGGCAACGAACACUUUGGUGAAGCUUGGUUGGGUUGUGCACCAAGAUUUAAAGACUUUGGAGCUGUCUAUCAAAUGGCCAGAGAGAAAGGAGCAAAUCCCUGUGAGUUUCAUUUUGACAGAUGAAGCAGUAUCUGUCAUAACCAAGAGUAUUGAUUUCAGAUUAUUAUUAUUUUGUAUAGAAGAAUGACAUUGAUUCAGAGAUUUGGCAUCUGUGUCUUCAAGUUGACUUGUAAGGGCAGGUUGGCAUUGGGAAGAUUUGACUUCAGGUUUCUCCUUUGUCGGAGGCUCUAAUCUUGGGCAUGCGAAGCUCUCCUCACCGCCGUUCCCAGUCUGUAAAAAUGGGAAUAGUGCAACCUACCUCACAGGGCUGUUGUGAGGACAAACACUAAGGAAUGGAAAGCACUUUGCAAAUUAAAAUAAAAGGGCUGGAAAAUAUUGAA
Molecule: messenger RNA, 1518 nt
Organism: Anolis sagrei ordinatus
Lineage: Eukaryota; Metazoa; Chordata; Lepidosauria; Squamata; Anolidae
Product: meteorin-like protein
Molecular function (GO): hormone activity
Source: RefSeq, a predicted model, not a curated record